Cyclospora cayetanensis is the source of this 11838-nucleotide messenger RNA. RefSeq lists its product as uncharacterized. The record is from RefSeq and is a predicted model, not a curated record. The coding region runs from base 1 to 11838 and encodes 3945 amino acids. The transcript has 16 exons. Lineage: Eukaryota; Apicomplexa; Conoidasida; Eucoccidiorida; Eimeriidae.
AUGUUUAAGUUCUUUCAAGUGCUCGAGGACUCCACCGCGAAGGCCAGUGACCCAUUUAGAGGCGGAGAAUCCAGGGAUCUGCAGAAGUGCUGGAGUUCAGGAAUAUUUAGCGCCGAGGACACAGUAGACCGAAUAUUUGGUCUGCCAUGGGCCAUAGCAUUUACAGCUUCUUGCCCCGGCUGCUCCGUUGACGUCUCUGGCGCGACAGAGUCACCACCGGAGACCACUGCAAAUCGCCACAUAGAGGACGCGUUCAAGGGUAAAAACCCUCGGUUGGAAAAAAAUUUCUCGGCAUUUUCAGCUAGACAUUUGUGCACAGAAACUUUUGAAGAGGUCAGCGAGGCCGAAGCGGGGCUGGAAAUCCAGGGACAUUGUCGUUUUUAUACACACUUGAUGACUGAGCCGUCAAAUUUACCCUUACCAAGUAUGCUAAUGGGUUUCCCCCUUUUAAUUUUACGGCCUGAUAUACGCCCUGACGGGACGUGUUGCUGGGGGAAAGCAGGCAGUGAGAUGCAUCUCACCGCGUUAAUUCUGGCUUCUGUAGCAUUUCUGAUUUUGUUUAAAGCCUUGGUAGCUCAUGCCAGUAGCACUUGGGCCCCGGCCCCCGUCCCCGCCUCAGGAUCCUUCCCCGCCAGUUCUCCCCUGACCCCUAAGUCCAUUGAAGGCACAGUCGAUACACUCUCUUCUUCGACCCUAUUCUCGGAAGUUUCUAAGCGCCUGUUGGACUUGAACUCUUGCAUCUCUGAUGUGCAGUGCUGGGGCAGGGGCAGGCGUUGCAUUGACGGGCGCUGCUGGGGCUUCGCAGGACCCCGCCACGAUCCUUUUCGGUGUGAAGCUGGGACUGUAUGCGCGUUAGAUCGCGUCGAUGGACACUUUUAUGGGGAAGGCGGCAGAGGAAGCGUGGGCCGGUUCCUGCUCCAGCCAAUCCAAGGGUCUCUUGAAGACUGCGGAAGCGACAGGGGUGUCCUGCACAAGCCUCAUAUCCUUUGCGAGGGAACAUCCCCUGGGUGUGAUCUUACCGAGGCGGGGCACCAAAACGGUGUGCCAGCCGAAGAUACCUUCCAGCUGGGGGCUCCUGUUGAGUGCACUUACACUCCAGGGAUCACAACGCAGUCCAGCUGCAGCGCAAGGCUUGGAUUCGUUCCACCAUCACUCCCGGUUGGGCGCUACGCUCUCUGUGGCUGCAGCAGCACUGACCUUGGAGGAAAUGGACGGGUUUGUAGCUCGAUAGAGGACUUUUCGGCUCCCGUUGGCGUGCUGCUGAUAACGGGAUUUGCUGCUCCCGCUGCUUCUAUCGCUUCUCCUCGCGACUCUGAGAUUGCAAAAAAAGCGGGGCUGGAAUCCCAAGCUAAACCUGCUCAUAUUGAAGCAGACUCGACGACUCAGGAGGAUACUCAACUAGCAGCUGAAUCAUCAGAGGGCAUUAUUGAAACGGAUCCCAUACAAGUGGUUCCAUCUUCAGUUACGCAGCAGCAUCUGUUGCUCCCGCGCUUCUCCUGCACCGCUGAUCUCCCAUGUGAGCUGCCAGGAAUUAAGGGGUUCGGCCUUAACUCCAAGGAUCAUUUUGUUAGGGCCAUUUCCGGAAUCCACAGCAGCUGCCAAGGAACUGCAAAGGCAAGUUCAAAGCACACGUCUACGCCACUGCGCCUCCCCUGCAACGCAGUCAGCCGCGGCAGUCGCUGCGUCGUACGUGUUCACCAGGAGGAUAUGAAAGCCCUGCUGCAGUCCACAGGACCAGCAACAAGGACAGAAGAUGGUGGGAACCGUGUUGUAGACGCCACCCUUUGCGGGUGCCGAAGAGGUUCCACGCUGCUUGACUGUGUCGGAGGCACUGUCGUGGGCCUGUUGCAGCUGAAGGCAGUCGAAGGCAAGCAGCAGCAUCAGCAGCAGCGUCAGUUGCGCAAGCUUCAGUUUAUAGAGGGUCGUGCUGCGAACUUGCCAGAGGAAGAAAACGAAUUCACCCCAGUAGGAAAUGAAUGCCAGAAGCAUGCGGACUGCCUGCGUGGCUAUGGGAGCUGCGUGUCUGGACGCUGCCGAGGGUUCAUCCCCGACCUGAAAGGGGAUCGGCUAAUUCGCUGUGUUGAAGGGUACUAUUGUGACGCGGGGGCAGGAGAUAUACCCACAAGGGGCAACAAGGAGAACUUUACAGUCAUUGGCAUUGGACCAGACGAAGAAUGCGGAGCAGCCGUCAAUCUCAAAGCAGACAACUCAAUAUUCAACAACGCAAACAAGUGGGUUUGUUCCUCGUCCGUCUCAUCUUCUUGCGAGUUGCGUUUCGGUGUGGCUCGCCGCGUCAGUCGAGCGAACACAGUGGAAGGAGUGCGGCUUUGCGGCUGCCCGGGCGUGGACUUAAAUGGAGAUAAUUCGCCUUGCAACCACAUGCGAGAUUUCCGUGUUCCCCUAGGGCGAGUCUCGGUGCAGGAGUGCAUUACCAAUGCCCACUGCGCCGAUCGGCAGUUGGCGUACUGCAUAAAAGAUCACUGCGGCGACUUUCUGGUGUCCGCUGCUGCUGCCAGUGUGAACGCCUUCGCCUGCGUGCGAAAUCAGGACUGCACCAUUGAAAACGUCACAGCUCGCAGUGUGAGCGAGGCCCUUAAGGUCAUUCCCAUUGCAGCACACCUCAAGUGCGGGCCAGAUGCUGCCUUGGAUCCAAACUUUCUGCCCGAAAGCGCAAUGCCGUGUGUGGCGGAUGUCGAUGGAGACGGAAAAUGCGAUGUUCACCUGGGAGUUAACCAUUUUUUCGGGACGCAUCGACUUUGUGGCUGCAGUGGCGGAGACUGCGACGACCCUUCUGACUUUGGGGUUGAGCUUGGCCUGCUGAAUACUGUUGAAUGUGUCGUGCAUAGCGACUGUCCCAUUCAUUCAUUAUGCGCCAAGGGGGAGUGCAUCGCCGAUGACAUGCCCCCCGUCCUUGUUGCAUCGGAGCCUGCAGCGGGAUCAAUGUUCAUUCCUCCGCUCAGACAAAUAGAGUUGCAGUUCAACGAGGACAUUGCCUUCGGUAGACCGGGGGCCUCCCUUGUUGUCGCCUGUCUAGAUCCAGAUAUCAAGUGGGUCGUUACCCUCCCCGAUGGAAUUCACGAGCUCCAGACUAUCCGGUACAACCCUGCGUUGUAUCCACGCGCUCCUAAGCGCGCAGCAACGGCAGAUGCAACUGCAGAGCAAAGCAGAAGUGAAAACAGCAAGUGGGUGCUUGAGAGGCAAGGCCAGGUGCUGACCGUGACGCCUGACGAUGACCUCCCUUCGCUGCCGCAGGGAGAGUACACUGUAAGUUUAGACUUCGGAUUCGCUACCGAUCUAACGGGCAACCCAUCGGAGGGCGUGCCAAGUCUGAAAUUUACUCUGGCUCGGGAUGCUGGCUGUCCCCUGCUUUACGUCACCGGCUUGGCAACGGAGAACGGUAAUGCGAAUGGUCUGUACACUCCCAUCGAGCCCAUCAACAAGCAUGCAGCCUGGAGGGGAGCAGAAGGCAACGCCUUCUUCAUAUACUUCAGGAAGGAAACGGAGGGAGAGCCGGGCAACUGGGUCGUUGACACGGAUCUCGAUGAGACGGCCUUCCUCGGCUUCGCAGAUGUGUCUCUCCUCGCAGGAAAGAUCACGAGCAGCAGCGAGAGCGAUGCCAUUCCCCCAACUGGACUCUGGCACAAGUGGACAGGCAAGAAGAGAGAAGAGCAGCCUUUCACCACCUUCAUUUGCAGAGACACCCCGGACCACCUUCCUCCCACACUGACCGACGCAAGGGCUACCCAGAGAAAUGCACCGGGAGGGGGGGGAGGCCCCCAUCCUUUGAAGCUCAACAGCGAUACAGGAGCUCCCGAAAGUCCAAUUACGCUUGUCUUCAACAAGCCAGUGAACUACGGACACUGGGCAUCCCUGCGCCUCGUUCCUCGUGGGGGGGGGGCCCCCGUGGCGGAGUGGAUAACAGACCAGGAAGCAGGCAUGCGCGGAGAGGGUGGCACAGUGAUGAUCCGCUCAGCACCGCCCCCAGCUAGAACCCCCAAAAAGGCGACCAGUGCCUCUGCCGAAGGCAUGCAAGGGGAUUCGGAAGAACCCAAGCAACAGCCCGGCAUUGUCGAACUUACGGUGGAGGCCCCACUCGAGGGUGGCAAGGAAUAUGACCUCAUAGCAGAUCUUGGGGCUUUCACAGACUUUUCGUACAAUCCUUGGGGGCCGCUUGCUCCUCAGACGGUCUCGUUUGUAGCCGUUGCAACGCACUGCUCCCUUCGCGUCGGAGCAGCAGCAGUUGCGGCGGCAGCAGAAUCCGCCGAACCGGACGGCCCCGAAGCACAGGCUACUGCAGGAGACGAAGGCUCCUAUGAGCUGGUGAUCGCACCCUCCGGAUCCUACGCGGAAGGAGACACCCGGGCCGGAGAAGGCGCCAUUGCCGUUGUUCGGUGCACUGAGGGCCUCGCGGUCCCCUCAGACCUUGUGGAAGGCGCAGAUGUCAGAAAUGCUGGCAUGGUAAGGUGUCGAAACGGACGCUGGGAUGGACACCUCACUCCCUGUGUACCUCGUUGCGGACCGUAUCCCUCGCUGCCGGAGGCCUACGAAGUCGAGGAGAAAGAAGAAGGUGCAGCGGAGGGGCUUUUGGGGGCUUCCAUUGUGAUCCGCUGCACGGAGGCUGCUGCCGCAGGAGAAGGGGAGAAGCCGCAGGAACAAACGCUCAGAUGCGCGGGAGGUCGAUGGGAGCCUCUUAAACUCAGCUGCGCCGCUUUGUGCCCACCGUUGGGGCCUUCACUUGGACACCAGUACUCUGUGCUUCUGCCAGACGGCUCUGAGCCGCGUGCAGCGGGACAGGGCGACGUGGAGGCAGCCGCAAUUGAGGGCGAUAAACGCGUCGUCUCAUGCAGAGACGCUGGCGUUGCGACGGAGCAACACAUGGAAGAGGCAGAGCACGAGCAGCUACGGCAAGUCGUGCAAUGCACAGAGAAAGGAUGGGCUCCGCCCCUUAGCUUUAGCUGCAACCGCAGCUGCCUUCAGCCCCCUGUGCCUCCAGAAGGGGCAGAUAUUCAAGGGGAAAGUCUGCGGCACGGGAGUGUAUGGACAGCAACCUGCAAAUCUGGCUACGAAAAUUCUCACGGCAUGCACUCUGUAGCCUUCACUUGUACGGAUGGACAGUGGCUUCGCCAGGUGCCUGCGUGGGCUCCAUCCUUCUCCUGCAUGCCCUUAUGUGCCCCCCUUGUCCUCGAUCCGAGGGCAUACACCCUCACUCCGAUUGCCUCAGAAGCAGACACAGGCACCAAGGCGGAAACAGCAGUCAAAAUUGCCUGUGCCAAACACGGCGUGCUGCUUGGAGGACCACCAGAAGAGAUCCUGAGAUGCGAAGGAGGCCUUUGGAGUCUUCGUUCCACUACUUGCGCUGCAAGUUGCCGCAACCCCAUGGACGUCCUCGGCUCGGAUUACACGCUGAGCCAGCAAGAGCAGCAGCAACCUCAGAAGCAGACUUACGCGCAUGGGGAAACGGCGCAGAUCAAGUGCAGUGGUAUCAACAGCAAUCACAGUCCGGCAGCAGCGGCUGCAGCCGCUGCUGCUGCAGCACGAGCACCACCUCACACCAUUACGUGCAUCGACGGCAGCUGGGAGUCCAAGCCUCAAACGCCCAUGCAUCAAAAGCAUCAGCUCGAAUCAAAUGACUCGACAGCGCUGAACAGCAACGGCAGCAAUCGUGGAGGCGGGGUGCUGCUUCGCUGCACAGCCACCUGCGGCCUGCCGCCUCUACCUGCCCAUUUUGCGGUCCUUUCCUCGACUGGAAAGGGCAGUCACCGUCAGCUGCGCAACAAGCUCUAUCGUGGAGGUGAAAAGCUUCUCAUCGGCUGCUCUGCGCCGUUCGACGCGACCCUCAACAUGCCUUCUGAGCUGCGUCAGGAGCGCCUGCAGCGGCAGCAGCAGCAGCUGCAGUGCGCUGAUGGGGAGUGGGUGGGGGAGUUAAAAGACGAGGUCUGCGUCAGACAGUGUCCAGGGAACCCUGGAGACCUCCCCGAGAGCAAAUGGAGAGAGCUGGGAGUUGUUUGUGGUGCCUCAUGCGGCAGUGGCUGCGGCAGUUGCUACAACAGCAAGAAGGACAGAGAAGAGGAGGGAGUAGACUGUGGAGGUCCCUUCUGCGUGCCGUGCAGCAACUGCAGCCCCUUGCCCCUAAAACAGUUUUUGUUGCAGCCCAGGCUUUAUGCAACAUCCCUUGCGCACGCGCAGCACCGACAGCAACAGCAACAGCAGCAGCAGCACGUUGAAUUUCCCCUAGAAAUGACCAAGCACGGUUCCAGAAUCGGAGUUUCGUGCAUCAGCAAUCCUGCUUUGUCUCUUCGCGUCACUUGCAGCAAUGGCAGAUGGGUAGCUGGAUCCACGACAGCAGCAGCAGCAGCACUUGCCUCCGUACAAGACGAUGCUACCCGCCUGGCGGCUUUUGCUGCAUCGUGCGUUCAUGCCGAUCUAGGGGCACCGGAAAUCGCAAGCAUCACUGGCACAGAAGACGCAACAAGACCAAGGGCGAUGCGUGCGGCUUUGAAUGCAGCGGCGCAAACGGAGGACAGCGAUGCGUUGCUCUCAGGAGCAUCAGCAGCAGUAGAAACGGCAGCAGCGGAAGCGGGGGGGGGGGCCCCCCCCGCUUCCACCCCUCUUCAAUGGCGAGAACCUGAGCUUCUGCGCUUUGGACCGCCUGUGCUGCGACUUCCUAUGGAGCAUGACGCUCCGCUUUUCCGCCAACAGCAGCAGCAGCAACAGCCACUAAGUCCUUGCAUGGAGGAUCUCGUUAAGGCAGUUUCGAAGCUCCUUGUGGGGGAGUGCGGUGCGCUUGCAUUCGGUUCCACCCCUUUUAAAGUCGCCUCAUUCUGCAAGGGAACCUGUAGCACCUCGUUCAAAAGGGAGCUGCAAGUGGCAGCUGAAUGCAGCAGCAGAGCUGCAGCAGCCAUUGCAGCAGCUGCGCCUGGGCCGGCAACAACUGCAACAUCCGCUCCAGACGAACACCUGCUGCAGACAUUCCACCAAAUGCUGGAUGUCUUUUGUGAGGUCAAGGACGGGGACCACUGCUUUAGCAACGCCGCUGAAACGUUUGACUUCCUGCAGCGGCUUCACCAAACACGACAACUCCAGCAGUUGCUCCAGCAGCACGUCUGCCCUGGAAGCCGCGGCAGCGCAUGCUUCAGCAGCAACAUCCGCUACAUAGCUGUGUUGCAGGAGCUGCGACAGCACAUGGACGUUGUGAUGCCCGGACUGCAGCAAACGCAGCAGCAGCUGCCGCCCCUUUCUACGUUGGGGGGAAAUGAGGCCAAAGGGCCAGAGGAAGGACUUUUAGGCUUUGGUGUGAGAGGCCUCUUGACAGACUUGCGGCGACUUCCGGCGAUUGCUUCUCUGUUGUGCACUGCAGUGGACGGUCAGAGCUGCGCUUCCCAGGUGUUAGCUGUUGGAAGCGUCAAUCCCUUUGCACCGCUGCCCCCUCCAGAAGCAGCAGCAGGCUUUUGCAGCAGCAGUCCUGAGGCACCGUGUCUCCUCGAGGUCUACAGACUUCUGGGAAAAGAGCUGCUUCAGCCUCACGAUGCGGAGACACAGCCGCAAAAGGAGGAGUCGAGAGAGCAGCGGUUGCUACGGCAGCAGGUGCACCCUUUCGACUGGGCCCUAGGCACAACUCUACUCAGCAUAGGACGAAACUUUUGCUUGCGCAGCGCAGAAGAUCAGAUCUGCGGUGCCUUGUUGCUGUCUCCCGAUGUUACAGAGCCAGUUAUAGCAGCCUUUGGAGCACUAGUGAUGCGUCCGUAUGAGCCAGUAGCACAAGCGGAUCUGCCAUACUGCAUGUGUCCCUUGGCAUUUGUGGGGGAUGGAGAGUGUGAUCGAAGCUGCAAUACGGCGGCCUGCGCCUUUGACAGGGGGGACUGUCUGGCUCAGCAGCAACCCCUCCUGCAGCCUAUCCUGGAAAGCCUCGAAGCCGCGACAGUGCACCGCGCAGAUUCGUGCUUCCCUUUCCUUAAAGGAUUCGAUUGCAGCAACAACGAAUGUAAACAGGCUAUGCGUGAACUCCAAGCAAGACACGGCUGCUGUCUCGCCCCCCAGCUAGAGCUGCUGCGCGACUUGCUGUCCAUAGACGCCUAUCAACAGCAACAGCAGCGGCUGCAGCUGGUCAGGCUGCAGCAACAGGCACCAGAGGCGGUGACUCCGCAGUUGCUGCGUCUCGUGGACUCCUUGUGGAACGAGGCCGGCAGCGAGGGCCCCCCCAUGGAAUACUAUAGAUCCAUAGCAUUUUUUGAAGGGGAUUGCAAGAUGGCUUUUGACCGUACCUGCUCUCGAGGGCUCAACCGCUUUGUCUUUUCAGUGGAGGCGACGCUGGAGGGCCUCGAUUACGACUCCCUAAGCAGCGGCAUUGGCAGCAACACGGAGGAACUGCUGCGACACGUGCUUAGAGACACGCUUUCUGGAGCAUUUGGUGUACCCCUUGGUGACGUCCUGCUCGUAAGAGCAUGGAGAGGCCUCGACAUCCAUGCGAUCCUGGAUGCGGGCCCACUAAGCAACAAAAGCCACUUCCUACAGGCGAUAGAGGUCCUUCGGAGUGACGGAUCCUCUGGUUUGUCUGAGCUGCUAUCCACUGCACUGCAGCGGCAGCACGCUGGCGCUACUGCCGCCUACCCGAGGCAACGGCGUCUGCAGGAGCAGCCGCUAAGUGCCUUGCAGAAGCAGCAGCAUGUAUGGGAGGCACUCGUACUGCACCCCGUGCCCCUCCUGCUGCCUGAGCCCCUUUUCACUUCGUCCGCAGUGUCAGUUCGCCCCUCAAGUGUGUCGAUCACGCAAGUGGCCUUUGCCUCACCAGGCACCAGCAGCAGCGUCAGUGGCAGCAGACGACAGCAGAUGUUGCAGCAGCUCAGACCUGAACGGGGAACGUGGGGUCUUGGACGCGUAGUUCCCCGCGAUGUUGCCUGCAACACGAAUAAUGGCCUUAGCGCUCCUCCCAAUGUCUCUGUCUUCGAAGCCUAUCGUCUGCACUCUACGCUGACCACAAACAACCACGGCGCUGUGAUUUCAGUUGAAUGCGGCCACGGGUAUGCCCCCAUCGAAGGCCGAAGCCCCCAGGAACUGGUGUGUCAACAGGGUCGGUGGGUGCCGCUUGAGAAGGAGGCAAAUCUACCCAGUAGUCCUGAGGACCUUUCUACGCGCAUUUUACGCUGUCGAAAGCCUUGUGGGGCUUAUGAGGCCUUCGAUCCCCUAGUGCUUGGACCCGCCUUCGUGGCCAGCGGCUUAGGAGAGGCAGAUGGCGACCACAGGGUUGUCUAUUGCGCUUCUGGAUUUGUGGCUGCUUCGGAUACCAUGCCGAGGACAGAAACUGUCGUCUGCAGUAACGGCACAUGGAGCAAGAGGCAACUGGAAUGCGUAAAGGAUUUUGCGGCGAUAGCCGAAACAAGCCCUUGUGCGGCCAGCCUCUCACGUCUUCCCCCCACCCUCAAGGUUGAAAGUCUUCCUACGACAGCGACCCAGCACGGAAGCUCCUCGGCAACGCCUCCCAUCAAUAGUGAUGUUGCGGCUGCGCUUGCCACAACAUUCCAAAGGGCCGGAGUGUCUUUGCAGCUCUUCCGUAUUGGCUGUGCGAGAGGCUUUGUCUCGACUGUGCUGCAGCAACAACAGCCGCUGUCCCCAAAACAGCAGCAGCAGCCCUUUGCGUAUGCUGCAUGCAAGGAUGGGAGGCUACUGGACCUAGGACCGGAAGAUCCUCUACCCAUGGGGGCCUUCGCCUCUGGGGAGGCUGCGGGGGCCCUCGCUCAGCAGCUCAAACUGCGUGUUGACUCAUCCCCUGAGGCGGUUACUGCAUAUGAAGCUGUCACCGUAGCAGGAUCGGGAGCGCCAGCAAAACAGGCGUUUUUGCUUGACGGCAGCUUGGGGGCAGAAGCAACGAACCGAAUCGCAGCAGAAGCGCAACAGCAAAUUCUUAAAGGCAGAAGGCUGCAGGACCCGACCCCACUUUACCUGGGGGCCUGGCUGGGGUGUCAGCGAGAGCUGAGACAAGAGCCUCACAAGGCCCCUAAACCUGUGAGCGAUACGCUGCUGGUGUUCAGUUCUUUGUUGCUGCUUUUCGUGCUGGUGGUAGGAGUUUUGGCCUUCUGGUGGUUUCGCUCCCACCGUAAGGAGAAGAAGGCGGCAAAACUGCAACAGCAGGAUGGCGGGGACUAUUCUAGACAAACCAUUAGCGACCUCAGGGGGGGCUUGUCACCAAGUGAACUUGAAGGGCCCCCAGGCAUAGAUGUCGGCAGCUCCGCAGAAAACUAUGGAGGAGGAUCUUUGCAAUCCCAUCAAUUCCUGCAGCGCGAGGGCAUCAGCAGCCUAGCUGCUCCCAUAUUCUCCACGGGGUUAUCUGGAGGGCCCUUACCCUACUUGCGUGAUGGAGGACUGCUCCUGCCGCAGCAGCAGCAGCAGCAGCGACAGCGCCAGAGGGCUGCGACACCGCCUCCUGCAUUUCCUUCGGAAGAUACAGCAGGAACGGGAGUGGCCGCUGCCUCAGGAGCACCACCUGCAGAUGAGCACUCCCUCGCAUUUUAUGCUCCCGUGUACUACGCAGGGCUCUCCCGAGACGGAGGCCAUUUAAGGCAGGACAGAGGCAGCUCCAGCAGUGGAGGUGGAGGAGGUUGUGGGGGUGGUGGUGGUGCAUCUGAGGAGGACAGGAUGAGUGCCCACUCCGAUUUGCUGCUGCCGCAACACCAACAGCAGCAAAGGCACUUGCUGCAGCAGCAAGCAGCCGCUGCCUCCACCUCUGCAAGAAGGGCAGAGCUUGGGCCUGCUGACACCUUCAGAAUCAGAGGGAACAGUCCUGCAGCCGUCAGUGCGGCCUACAUUGCAGCAGCAGCCGCUGCAGCCACGGAGCAGCACCACGUGUACCCAGCUGGAGUGCCAUCAGCAGGGCAUGCCACCCAACAAGUCAUGGUCAGGCGUGGCUCCCUUCCCGCAUAUGCCGAAGGGGAAGACCGCAAGCAGCAACAGCAACCCCGAACAGAGCGCAGUAUGUCGCAGCGCUUUAAAGCUCUGACAGAGGAGGCCCCGGCAGUCUUGGGUGACAGCGGUGUUACAUCUGCUGGGAUUUCUCUCACAGAUGACGAAGAGUUGUACCCUGAAGACUCAGCCAGCUGUGUAGCUAUGACGGCUGGCCAGAGGCAGGCAACUACAACAGCUGCUGCUUCUUCACGAGGACGGCCUUCAAGGAUUCCUAAGAACAAGGGGGCAUCCAUGACGCACUAUCCCUCCUCGCAGGGGCACGGCGGCAAAGCCAGCCAGCCAAUUCCUCCACAAGCAACGGCGGACCACAUGCUUAGCGGGACCCCCGUGUACAAUGAGCCAGCUCCAGUCUGUAUCCCUCGCCCGGCACCUGGCCAACAAAGUCAGGCCCUAGCUAGGCAGUCAUAUAGCCGUCUUUAUGGAGACCGCGCAAGCAGGACAUAUAAUUCAUUAGUUUGCUGGGGAUGCAGCUGGCUGAAAGCUUUGGCAAGGGAAGAGUGGACCCCUGGUGAGCAGGAACACACAAGGAUACUGCCCUUCGCCUCAGGAGCACUUGAAAUCCCGUGUAUAGUCCCCUCUCUCCCCCGCCCCCCCGUCCUACAAGGGCCCUUCAAAGGAUCAGAAGAUCACUUCCUCUUCUUAUUGCCGGCUGCGUUCUUCUUGCUAGGGCGCUUUUCUGGAGCGACUUCGAUCGGGGGGACGACACCCAUAUCUGACGCCCCAGGAGGAAAGCACACAGAGUUCCAGCGACAGAAAUGUGCACGAGGAAAUCCUGCAGCCGAUGCUGGGCCUCAAAGUCUACCACUCCCUCUUUCAAUGCGUCCACCGUCCGGCGAAGGCGUUGAAUCAUUGUCGAGAAUAGGAAACUUUCCGGUUGGUUAG